UCAGGCUCGACUGUACGGUGCAGCAAGUGUUGCUAGCGUGAAGCUAAAGCUAGCAAACAUAACAUAACUCCCUCCCCACUAAAUUCGGGACUUGGUGGCUGGGUUGUUCCGCUGGCUACUUAUCAGCUGGCUAAAACAGGGCGACCAUGCAGAAAUAUGAAAAACUCGAAAAAAUCGGCGAGGGCACGUACGGGACCGUAUUUAAGGCUAAAAACAGAGAAACCCACGAAAUAGUGGCCUUGAAACGAGUCCGUUUGGACGACGACGACGAGGGCGUGCCAAGCUCUGCCCUGAGAGAAAUCUGCCUGCUGAAGGAGCUCAAGCAUAAAAACAUAGUCAGGCUACAUGACGUGUUGCACAGUGACAAAAAGCUCACGCUGGUCUUUGAAUACUGCGACCAGGAUUUGAAGAAGUACUUUGACAGCUGCAAUGGAGAUUUAGACCCUGAAACAGUGAAGUCAUUCAUGUUCCAGCUGUUGAAAGGACUUGCUUUCUGUCACAGUCGCAAUGUUCUUCACAGAGAUCUCAAGCCACAGAAUCUCCUCAUCAACAGAAAUGGCGAGUUAAAGCUGGCCGACUUUGGCCUCGCUCGAGCGUUCGGCAUUCCCGUGAGGUGUUACUCAGCCGAGGUAGUAACGUUGUGGUACCGACCCCCAGACGUACUGUUCGGUGCUAAACUUUACUCUACCUCUAUCGACAUGUGGUCCGCUGGUUGCAUAUUUGCAGAGCUCGCAAAUGCCGGAAGGCCUCUAUUUCCUGGGAACGAUGUGGACGACCAGUUGAAAAGAAUCUUCAGGUUGUUGGGUACGCCGACGGAAGAACAGUGGCAGACGAUGACCAAGUUACCAGAUUACAAGCCAUACCCUUUGUAUCCGGCCACCACCUCGCUGGUCAACGUGGUGCCCAAACUCAGUAGCACAGGUCGAGACCUGCUCCAGAACCUUUUGAAGUGCAACCCGGUCCAGAGGAUCUCCGCCGAAGAAGCUUUGCAGCAUCCUUAUUUCGCCGACUUCUGCCCGCCCUAAGUCCUUCUCGGGCUCCCCUUCUCAUCGUCAGCCGCCAAUCGAUCCGGCCCUCCCGUCACGCUAGCAGGUCAUUAGCGGCAGCUCUGUGCGGGCCCGAUUCCCGCGGAAACCACUUGACCAAAGCUGUUUUUUUUUUUUUUGGUUUUUUUUUCCAACCGCAGUACCCACCAGACUUCACUCUUUCUCCUGCUCAAAAAUGACAACACUGCAAACAACUUAUGUAGACUACUUUAUUUCUUUUCUUUUUACGUUCAGUUUCUCAUCUAAAAGCAACGACGCUACGCCACCUUUUGGAAAACUUGGUCCUUUAACUCGUGUUUAUAGUGUUGCCAUGACAACUUAGGGCAGAGAAAUCCACUGCCCACAGCAGCGGCAAAAGGACAGCCAAAGUCAACGCCGCCAUUGUCUAUUGUUAUUUAUUUAUCUUUUUCAAUCAACUAUGUAACUGCCAAUUUAAAAAUCUAUUUAUUUUAUGCAAAUACGUCACCUACCCGAGUCCAAAAAAACAGUUGGGUGAGUCAAGUGGGUUAACUUGGAGUGUAAAAAAAAAAAAAAAAAAAAGCAGCUUUACACUAACUGUAGAAUUUGAUCAGUUCCACAAGUAUAUGUUGCAUAGAACCCAAUUAAAAAAAAAAAUAAUAAUAAUUUUGGACACCAACCUUGAGUUUGUUCUUGUACACACACGGAGCAAGACAACGCCGCUGCUCGUUCAUUCAUUUAUUCUUUCAUCCUGGUCUAUAAAAGUUUCUUGAACGCGGAGUUGUGCCUUUUGGUAUGUGCGGACGAAAUGGCGUGAAGAAACAUCGCUUGAUGGGACGUAACGCGGUCCCUCUGGAGCCAUGUUGGCGCCAUUCCACCAUUAUUGACAAUUGCCGGUGUGACGGUCUGAGCACUCCCCGGUGCUGAAAAGUCUCCUUGUGAUGAAUGCGCAUGCGUGACUAACAGGGGAGGGAACUCUGGGUACGUAGCAGACGCUUACUCGGAAAUCCCCUGGUCUCAUAGUUCCCCUUCUUCUACAUACAGGGAGCUAACCUGAAAACAAAAGUUGAUCAAAAAAUAUAUACAUAUAUGUACGUUCGCUGUGUUGGUCUUUCUGUGACGUCCAUAGCGAACACGAACACUCGGCGACGAGUUGUCGAAUGGCACAUGUUGGUGCACGGAUGGGGAUGUUUCAGAAUGGCCGGACGUUUACAAAAUAUCGAGCUCGUGCACCUACGUCAUCAAGUCACGUCACUGGCCGGAAGUGUCGUUCAAAAAAACCAUUCUUAAUCGUGAAAAUAUGUCCUAUAGCACGACGCCCAGAGUUUUGUCUGAUGCCAUUAAACUUUUAGAAGGUGAUGAUAAACGAAGGUACAUAGAAAAAUCAGAGACACUUGGCAUAGAGGACCCAUAUUUAAUGCCGAUUAAAAAAUUGGACUGUUAACCCGCUUCCGCUUGUCUUGGACAACCGGAUCUACAUAUGGAUCUGCUGAGUAAGUCGUCGGGCUUUAUACUGAAGAGUUUGAAAGCGUAGAAAAGUCUGGACGCAUACAAAUACUUCGUUGCUGCAUCUGUUCUGAAUCAGGGAUAAAUUCCACAUAGCGAUGGAGCCACUUAGAUUUUCUUAAAUACAAAUACCAAUAUUUAAAUAAAUGACCCCUGGUUUUACACAAACUUGCAUUCAUUAACUACGAUUGGGAAAACAAAGAGGACGGAGUCGUCUCCACGGAACAUACACGGAAGCGAUUGCGGCCACAUGUUAACCUACGUAAACAUCACUGACAGACGGCUUAUUUUCUUUUUCUAAAUACGCAUUGGACUCAUUUGAGAACAAUGAUUGAAGGAGAACAACAAUUUUUUUUAGAAAAAAGAAGUUUACCGAAGUUUAACGUGUGGGCGCAACACGCUUCCGUGUACGUUGGAGACGACUCCCUGUCUUUUUUUUUUUUUUUUUUAACGCAUUGUUCUCUAUUUUCUUUUCAGUCUUUUUAGCUGGUAUUCCAUAGAAUGAUCUCUUUGACUAUCCGUCCCAUCUUUUGUGACAACCAACAGCUCAACAAGUCUCUGGCGUUGUGAAUAUUCUGCUCCGGUUCGAUGUCCCCCACACAGUCAAGCAGCUGUGUUUGACCGGCAAUAUGGCGCCGUGAAAGCGGUGACGUCACGUCCACGAGCUCUAUUCGCCCGUGCGCAUUAAUCACAAGGAGAUUUUUCAGCACCGGCCAACACUGCAAAUUUAAUGCAAUACAUAUUCAAAGUUGUUCCCAACACGUGGGCCGCUGACGACUGAUAAAUUCUUUUUGAAGUACAGUAAUAAAUACUGGAGGACUGCUCGCGUCGCUUUUUCUAGGCAGCUACCGCAGUCGCGUGCCACUCCCAUCUUAACCAAAAGCAUUCAGAAUUUGACGAAAAACACUACAAGUAGGAUAUGUAACAAAUAGCACGAACAUCUAAUUUAUGAUUUUGCAUUUGUCCCACAUUUUAUAGCUCUAUGAGCACUUUGUUAGUUUUGAACGCUGCAGCUGGUUUUCAACAAAAUGGGCCAAGACAAUUCCAACAGUGGACCAUAAAUAUUGUUACAGUUUAUAUGUAUCUCUCUCGCCUAUAUUAUACACACACACACACAAUCUUUUAGUGGAAAUGACGGGUGGGGAAGUCCUCUGGGGGCUUUACCAAACUGAUGAAAAUGUGACAACAAUUGAACAUUUGUCAUUAAUGAAACUCUAAUUCUUCGUGGCUUUUGUUUGCUAAAUGUAUAUUUUUAUUUGGGCUUUUUUUUUUUUACAUAGCAAUUUCACCAUUGAGGUUUUAUUUGAUUUAAAAUUGCAUGUCGGGCUGGAUCUAAUGCCCCCCCCCCUCCCCCCGUCACCCUCACCCCCCUUGCUGGAGUUCACCCCACCCCUGAUCCGAUCCGCUUUCAACACAAUUUGGACAAAAGUGUCACGUGAUUUCCUCGCUGGAGUAAUUUUUUUGUUACUUUUCCAAACACGCUUCUUCCGACUCCACUCUGCCGAUAUCGUUUGUUGUGAUUUCGCGGCCGAGUCGUAUUCAGAGCAGCUAUCAGUUCUUUUUGUUCGCUAGCGAUGCAGAAAUAUGGUUGCAUGUAUUUAUUAACGCAGGAAUGUGAAGCCCGGUUUCUUUUACACGUCGGAUUGAUUUCAUACUACUGUGCUGUGUAGCGUGAAGCCGCGGGCUCUGCGGAUUCAAUUAUGAAAAGUCCACAAUUGUUUUCUGUGAAAUUUCAGAUGUACAGUUCCUUGUAGGCUUUUUGGUUUCUCAUUUCAAAAUGAAGAGUGGAUUUUUUUUUUUGCACCUUUUUUUUUUUUUU
Messenger RNA from Syngnathoides biaculeatus (alligator pipefish), 4329 nucleotides. It is a transcript of the gene cdk5, whose product is annotated as cyclin dependent kinase 5. Lineage: Eukaryota; Metazoa; Chordata; Actinopteri; Syngnathiformes; Syngnathidae. The coding region runs from base 147 to 1025 and encodes 292 amino acids. The record is from RefSeq and is a predicted model, not a curated record. The transcript is spliced from 12 exons. Gene Ontology annotation, cellular component: nucleus; cytoplasm. Gene Ontology annotation, molecular function: ATP binding; cyclin-dependent protein serine/threonine kinase activity. Gene Ontology annotation, biological process: neuron apoptotic process; axonogenesis; synaptic vesicle transport.